This is a messenger RNA of Formica exsecta, 1460 nucleotides long. RefSeq names its product defensin-2-like (gene Def2). NCBI's taxonomy places the organism in Eukaryota, Metazoa, Arthropoda, Insecta, Hymenoptera, Formicidae. The record is from RefSeq and is a predicted model, not a curated record. Gene Ontology annotation, biological process: humoral immune response; defense response to bacterium. The transcript has 2 exons. The coding region runs from base 97 to 390 and encodes 97 amino acids.
GGCAGCGAUGAGAUAUAAAGAACUCGCGCUCCACAUCCUUAAGGAUAUCGUUGUUUGAGACGUAUUCGAGUGCACACGAAAACUCGUUCUGCGAUUAUGAAGUUGCUCGCUAUUUUCGCCAUCUUCGCUGUACUGGCUUACGUUUCAGCAGACACGCUAUCGGCUGUUUAUGACGGACCUACUUACGAAUUAACUACCAUCAACGACCCGGAGUACGACGAGAUGGCAUCGAAUCUGUCGCCUAUCCGACAUCGGCGCAUAACCUGCGACCUUUUAUCCUGGCAGUCCAAGUGGUUAACCAUCAACCACAGUGCGUGCGCGGCCAAAUGUUUGGCUCAACGGCGCCAGGGUGGCCGCUGCCGUGACGGCAUCUGCAUCUGUAGGAACUAGAAAUAGACGUCGUGUCUCGCUUUGUAAAGUAUCGCAGACACAUAAUCUCCCGGCCAACGCACGUCCCACGGAUCUCGCACACCGUCGCCGUCGCCGUCCGCUGUCCCACGCCAUCGAUUAUGUUGGUAAACGUUGCUGCAUUGUAAUCCAAAUUAAUAUUCACGACGAGGAUUACGACGGGACAUCGUACCGGUUCAAUCACCACGCGACGGUCCCGAUCGAUCGAUUAUAACGAGCAAAUUUUGGCUGAAAAUUGAUAACGCCGCUGUCAAUGAAAAUUACCUCGAUCGUUCUCCUCUCAUUGCGUCAAUACUGUGUAACUUGAUAAUAAGAAUAACGGCUCUUAUCCGCGACAGGCGUUCCGCGAGAAAUUGAGAAAAAAUGUUAAAAUGUCGGCGUUGGUCAUUAAUGAACGUUGAUUUAUCGUAAUGAGCACUCGUAUGAGAUUUGUAUAACAAUUUCAACAAUGUCAAUUAUUUCAUUGCAGCAAAUGCACACAAUGUUGAUUGAAACAAAUGUAGUUCUGUGAAAAUUACUUUAACAUAUAUACACACACAUGUGUAUCUCGAUAGAUAUCUCAAUUAUGUAUAAUAUUUACGUACGUGCCCCAAGUAAAAAAUUAAUUAAGUAUCGAUGAAUAAUAAUAUUGAUAUCUUUAAGAUAUUUUUCAAUUAUUCAUAGAAUUAUUCACACUAUUAAAUAUAAUGCAAGUAUGCGAUAUCUAAAUUAGAACCCUUUCCACGAACUUGUCCCGCAAGAUAAGUAGCGACACUUACCAUAAUCAGCUAAUCUGCUAUUUUAUAAUAAAUUAAAAGCUAUCUGGCUAGAUUAAUUUCUCAAGCGCAAUAAUUAAUAAACUUGCAAUCACGACAAUAUUCGUGAAAAAAAGAAACCAAAAUUUGACCAAAAAAAUAUCUUUUUAAAAUUUGAUUUGACCAAAAAAAUAUCUUUUUAAAGUUUGACACAAAUUAUGCAAAAUAUAUUUUAGACAAGUUAAUUCAUUAUGUAUUCGCGAUUUUACUGUAUAGCCAAAAGUGAUUUUAAUAAUAUAUGAUAUAGAAAUAAAUGAU